Molecule: messenger RNA, 2715 nt
Organism: Lacerta agilis (Sand lizard)
Lineage: Eukaryota; Metazoa; Chordata; Lepidosauria; Squamata; Lacertidae
Gene: NOC3L
Product: NOC3 like DNA replication regulator
Biological process (GO): DNA replication initiation
Cellular component (GO): nucleolus
Molecular function (GO): chromatin binding
Source: RefSeq, a predicted model, not a curated record
UUGCUUUCCGCUGCCAUGAAGCCGAGGAAAAACAAAAAACGGGUUCCAAGCUUCCGCAAGCUGUUGAAAACAAGUAAAAUAAAACUUGACAACAAGUUAAAAAACAAACAGUUCAAGCAGCAGAGUACUGAGAAAUACCGAAAAGAACAAAGGAAGCUCAGACAAGCUGUCAAAGAUGCUGUAUCCAAGAAGCCAAUGCCUUUGGAGGAUAACAAGAAAAAACAUCCAGAACGGGAAGAAGAGGAGGAGGAAGCUCUUCCUCUUGAUAUGAUGGAUGAAGAUGAUAUGAAAUUAAUGGAGGAACUUGCUCAGAAGGCAUCUUUUAUAACAAGAGAUCUUUCUUCCAAUGAACCUGUUCAUGCCAAACGUAAGAAUGAGAGUGUGAUUGAGAAAUAUGAGAAGAAGCCAAUGCGCAUGCAAGACUGAGCCUGAAAAGAACUUAUUCAUCUGCUUCCCAUCAAAGACAAACGUGGAAUUAUUCCACAGACCAUGGAAAAGCCAGUGAGGCACAAUCAGAUUGCCAGGCAAGCUGAGGAUGGAAUAGAAGAAAUGGAAGAGGCACAAGACAUGAACAGCGUUUUUCUUUAUCGCCAGCUCUUGAAGAACCCAUUACCUGUUCUCACUGCUGAAGAACUGAUAGUUCAUAGGAAAAAGAAUCUACAAGAGAAAAAGAUGCACAUUGCUGCCUUAGCAUCUGCCAUCUUGUCUGACCCAGAAAAUAAUAUAAAGAAGCUGAAAGAGUUGCGUGCAAUGUUAAUGGAACAGGAUCCCAAUGUGGCCGUGAUUGUGCGAAAGCUGGUGAUGAUUUCUCUGAUGGAGCUUUUCAAAGACAUUACUCCAUCUUACAAAAUCAGACCUUUAACCGAGAAAGAGAAAAACACAAAGGUUAGAAAAGAAACUCAGAAAUUAAGAGAAUUUGAAGAAGGCAUUGUCAGCCAGUACAAGUAUUAUUUAGAAAAUCUGGAGCAAUCUGUGAAAGAUUGGAAGCAAAGGAAGCUGAAGAAAAGCAAUGUGAUUUCACUAAAAGCAUACAAAGGCCUUGCAGAGAUUGCUGUGAAGUGCUUGUGUGAGCUGUUGGUGGCCCUGCCUCACUUCAACUUCCACAAUAAUAUUAUUGUACUCAUCGUGCCACUCAUGAACGAUGCUUCAAAACAGAUUUCUGAAAUGUGCUGUGGUGCAGUAAAGACCCUCUUCAAGCAGGAUAAACUUGGCUAUGCCUCACUUGGUGUGGUGAAGGUAAUUUCUGGCCUUGGUGAAAGCAGGAAUUAUGAUGUUAGACCUGAGGUGUUAAUGACACUACUUCACCUAAGAAAGGAAGUAGAAGUGAAAAAAGAUGCAGAAGACAUCACGCCAAAGAAGAGGUUUAUGUCUUAUCAAGAGAAACGGAAAAAUCUGUCAAGGAUGCAAAGAAAGUGGAAGAAAGCAGAAGAGAAACUAGAAAGAGAACUCUUAGAAGCAGAAGCCUCAGAGAGCACAGAGAAAAAACUGAAACUGCACACAGAAACCUUGAAUAUUGUAUUUUUAACUUACUUCCGAAUACUGAAAAAAGCACAGAAGUCUCCCCUUUUGCCUGCUGUGUUGGAAGGCCUUGCAAAGUUCGCCCACCUCAUAAAUUUGGAAUUUUUUGAUGACCUUUUGAUUGUUCUACAUUCUCUUAUGGUCUCAGGGGUGUUAAGCCACAGAGAAAGUCUGCACUGUAUUCUUUCUGCUUUCCACAUUUUGUCUGGUCAAGGUGAUGUCCUUAACAUUGACCCUUUGAAGUUCUACACCCACCUUUACAAGAUACUACUUAAACUUCAUGCAGGUGCUACAAAUGAAGAUGUUGCAAUAGUGCUGCAGUGCCUGGAUGCGAUGCUCACCAAACGUAGGAAGCAGGUGUCCCAGCAGAGAGCUCUUGCUUUCAUAAAGCGCCUCUCCACAGUAGCCCUCCAUCUCCUUCCAGACUCCUGCAUUGGUAUCUUGGCAACCAACAGAACAUUAAUGCAUACUUUCCCAAAGACAGACCUUCUCCUAGACAAUGAAUCUCAAGGGAGUGGACUUUACCUUCCUGAGCUGGAUGAACCAGAGUACUGUAAUGCUCAGAACACAGCACUGUGGGAACUGCAUACUCUGCGAAGACAUUAUCACCCAGUCGUUCAGAAAUUUGCAGCUCACCUUGUUGCUGGUGCCCCAGCAGAAGGAUCAGAAUCUCUUGGGCAUGAAUUUAGUCGGAGGUCGCCUACAGAACUUUUUGAGGCCUACAGUAUGAAAGGAAUGACUUUUAAUCCUCGUGUUGCGUCAGUGGCACCCAGGAAAAAGGGUAAAUUUUCACAAGAGGCAUCAUUUCUGAAUGAAGACUUGAAUGAAUUGUUUAAGGUUUAUUUUGGAAGGCCUGUUCCAAAAGGAGCCCUGGAUUUCACGAAACACUUAAAGGGAUUGCCAGUUUCCGAAGUAUAGUACAAACCAUUGCAGUCUAUUUAAAGGAACUAAACACAUGAAAGAAAUAGUAACCUGGUCUACAAAUAAUUUAAAUAAAGUGGUUCUUUUUAUUAUGGAUGCUGGAUUUCCAGGAAUGAAGCAAUUAAUGAACAACACUGUACUUUGGAAUCCUAGGACCACUGAUUCCAUAUUUAUUUCUGUAGUUAUUAUGGUUUGUAAGCUUUGAGUUUAUGUAUAAUAUUGUACAAUAUUUUGAUUGGAAAUGGAUGAUUUUUUCUAAAAUGACAUGAAUUUGAA